GGUUUGGCUAUUACGUUUCUUUUUGUUUUUAUUUUUAAUAAACGAUGGGCAAUCCAGAUGAAUGGCUAGAAAAGGUCCGGGAGUGUGAAUACUUGCCAGAACAAGAUAUUAAGAAAUUAUGUGAAAUGGUGAAAGAAAUAUUAUUAGAGGAAUCAAACAUACAACCAGUGCGUUCACCUGUUACUGUCUGUGGAGACAUUCAUGGUCAAUUUUAUGAUUUAUUAGAACUAUUCAAAGUAGGAGGAGACGUAAAGGACACGAAUUAUAUUUUCAUGGGAGAUUAUGUCGAUCGUGGAUAUUUCAGUCUGGAGACGUUUACACUUUUAUUAGUUUUGAAAGCAAAAUAUCCUGACAAGAUAACUUUAUUAAGAGGAAAUCAUGAAAGUAGACAAAUCACCCAAGUUUAUGGAUUUUAUGAUGAAUGUCAGACGAAAUACGGAAAUGCGAAUGUAUGGAAAUAUUGUUGUUCAGUAUUUGAUUAUCUAACAUUGGCAGCUAUUAUUGAUGGAUCGAUACUAUGUGUUCAUGGUGGCUUAUCUCCUGAUAUAAAGACAUUGGAUCAAAUGAGAACCAUUCAUCGUUUACAAGAAAUACCUCAUGAAGGAUCAUUCUGUGAUUUGAUGUGGUCUGAUCCUGAAGAUAUUGAUAUGUGGGCUGUGAGCCCAAGAGGAGCAGGAUGGUUAUUUGGCGCUAAAGUAACGAGUGAGUUUAAUCAUAUCAACGGAUUAACAUUAAUCGCAAGAGCACAUCAAUUGGUUCAAGAAGGAUAUAAAUACAUGUUUCCAAAGGAUGAAUUAGUCACUGUAUGGUCAGCACCUAAUUACUGUUAUCGAUGUGGUAAUGUAGCGUCUAUUAUGGAAGUGAGUGAUCAAGGCACGAAAUUUAAGAUAUUCGAUGCAGUGCCUGACCAAGAUCGCUUUAUCCCUCUACGAAAUGGUGGCCAAUACUUUGUAUAA
This is a messenger RNA of Rhizopus microsporus ATCC 52813, 956 nucleotides long. Its product is annotated as Metallo-dependent phosphatase. Lineage: Eukaryota; Fungi; Mucoromycota; Mucoromycetes; Mucorales; Rhizopodaceae. Gene Ontology annotation, molecular function: protein serine/threonine phosphatase activity. Gene Ontology annotation, cellular component: cytoplasm. The record is from RefSeq and is a predicted model, not a curated record. The coding region runs from base 45 to 956 and encodes 303 amino acids. Gene Ontology annotation, biological process: G1/S transition of mitotic cell cycle; peptidyl-serine dephosphorylation. The transcript has 9 exons.